ACAAAUAAAAAAAUAAUAAGGCAAUCUAUGGCAUACCACAUUGAAUUAAGAGAGAUAAACGAGUAAUUUCCAGUUUGAGUCAUUGUUAUCAAAUCUGACAACAAUCUAAAUACCACCAAAUAUUCUGAAACGUAUGAAUGACUAGCGCUCAAAGGUUUUUUCAAUAGAAAAAAUUAUUCAAGACUUACUUUGUUAGACUGAAGCAAAAACGAAUAAUGUCAAAUGCAAAAAAUGAAACCCACGAUUGUAUACUUUGAAAUAAAUAAUUUUUUAAAUGAAUUCUUACUUCGAUAUUCGGAACUUACUGAACAAAACGUUUGCACUGUCAAAUAGCGAUAAGUUAACAAUUUCCAGCAUUAUUUGGAAAGUCAACGAGAAAAUUUAUCUAUAACCACAUUAGCGAAAACAAUUUUCAUAUUAUCAGUAACAGUCUCACACAAAUAUACUAGCAAUUUGGUCGUUUCAUCAAGCAGAAACAAUAGAAGACGACGUUUUCAUGCAAGAAGGAUAACUUGAAUGACAUAAAACGCACUUUUCACUCAUCGUUUUCUCUCCUAAGAUUUUAUAAAGAUGGUACUUCUCACAAAAAAAUAACAGAAUCUAACAGAACUUUCAUAGUGCAAGCAGCUUUCAGGAGAAAUGUUUAUUAAGUAUAUAUUUUUGUGGUGUCUAUUUUGUGCAGAAGUUUUUCGACAACAAAUUGUAGAAUCUGCUAUUGUUCAUCAGUCUGAAGAGAUGAAUCCAAGUACCAGAGGAAUUGAUGCCAAGGGCAUCCUUACUUCACUAGCUUCCAACUUCUUAUCCCGACAAUACUUCCCAACAGCAGCAGCUGCAGGUUCCCAAGUUGUCUCAUUGAAUUUAACCAACCUCUUAGUUCUGGUACUCCUGAAAGCUCUCAUAUUCGCUGCAGGUUCCAUCGGCCUUGGCCAUUUGAAAGAAAAGGAAUACGAACAUUACGGUAGGAGCAUCAACCAGAAAGAAGGCGAUCAAAAUCACAACUUGGUUUUCACCGAAGACGAAAUCAUGUUGUACUUUGAAUACUUGACAGGGAAUCACGAGUGCUUGAAACUCAUAGCAUGUCAACAACCUGGUCAAGCUGAGGAUUACGUCAAUGCUGCCAAGUUGUUGCUGAAAGCAAGCCAACUUUUCUCCCUGAAUACUGAUGCUAAAUAUGAGGAUCUUUUGAGGGAUGUUGAACGAGCUAUCGAAGUCGGUGAAAAUAAAGGAAAUUGUGGCAUAUUCACUUGUAAUUCGAAUGAUUAUAACAGUUUUUAGAAUUUG
Messenger RNA from Harmonia axyridis, 1281 nucleotides. RefSeq lists its product as uncharacterized. Bases 640 to 1275 code for a protein of 211 amino acids. NCBI's taxonomy places the organism in Eukaryota, Metazoa, Arthropoda, Insecta, Coleoptera, Coccinellidae. The transcript has 3 exons. The record is from RefSeq and is a predicted model, not a curated record.